Messenger RNA from Prorocentrum cordatum, 3696 nucleotides. NCBI's taxonomy places the organism in Eukaryota, Dinophyceae, Prorocentrales, Prorocentraceae. The record is from the annotation of a GenBank genome assembly.
AGCAAGUUUGGACCGAGGCGCGAUACCUCAGCGCUCGUCGGGAGCCGGCCGCCUUCGCACCCGCAGCCUUGCGGGGUGAGCGCAUGCAUGGCGCGUGCUCUGACGGUGGUGAAAUCUACGGUGGGGGGCCCGUGCACUCGACGUGCCUGCUGCUGUUCUCGGUCGUCGUCGUGGUGGCCCUCAGCUCGAGGAACAAAGAGGGACAAGAGCAUGGGCGCUCCUGGAGGGCCGCGCUGAUGCCUUCGGCGGCCACGUGGGAACCCCGCCCCCCACGAUUUCCAAGGGGGGUGGGGAUUCACUUCGCUCGGGAGCUCCAGAGCUCCCGAGCGGAGUGAACCCGGGGGAUGGGGGGGCGGGGACGGCCGCAGGACCCCCGUCCUUGGCGCGCGGAGCGCACCCGGUGCGACGCCGGAGGCUCCGCCAGAACGCUCAGGCAGCGGUUCAAGAGAUCCGCGCGGACCUCUGGAAGGUUACAGUGGCGGCCCACGAGAACGCACCCUGCUUGCCUCCAGGGUCCCCUGGGUUUCCUGGGCUUCCAUGGUUUCGUGAUGGCCAGCGCGACGUGCCCACGCCAAGAAUCACUGGGCAUCCUGGGGCCUCAGGGUUGGGUUUCUCGUGGAAGUUUUCUUGUGGACUGGCCCCCACUGCAUGCUAUUGUUAGGGGAACGACGCAUGAUAUAAACGUAUAAACUCGGAGUCGGCGCGGAUUUCUCUGAUCGGCGCUGGUUCCCCCCUCCCAGGCGCGCGGAGCGCGCUGGGGGUGGCGCCGGAGGCGCCGUAAGUAGGUUCCAGCGCGUAGCCGAGCAAUCCGCGCGGACCUCCGAGUUGCUAUGUUAAUGUCAUUGUUAAGUCGGGCGCUUCUGAGACUGUGAAUUUCUUAACCCAUGAUUUCUUAAGCAUUUCGCAGGGUGUAGCUCUCCUCUGCUCCUCGGCCGUCUGCACGGGGGGCACGCGGCUCUCGCGGGACUGGCACCCCGCGGCCGCCCUCGCCGCCCUCGGCCUGGCCACGGCGUGGCUCUCGGUGAUCGAGGGGGGGCAGGCCUCGAUUGUCGGGCUCGCUCCCGUCCGGGCGGACCUGUACAAGGACAUCGCCUCCAAACCCCAUCGCCCACCAGAUCACGGCGCUCGCCCACCGCGAGAACAACCUCAGUUGUUACCUCGUCGGGCGGCAGUUCCUGGUCGUGUUGGUGGUUUUUGUGACGAGCGUGUCGGGUGCCCCGCUUGAUGAUGUGACUGCUCUUGGCUUGCCUGGCCUCUUACGGGCUGUUUUCGUGUCGUCUGGCAUGGCGAUGACUUUGAUGCUUACCAUGAUCGGCCAGCUGGCCUCUCAGGUCAAUGCUUCGCAUUGCAUGCUUGAUUUUGUUAGCACUUACGCCAACUGGUUCACGGUCUAUGUAGCAUUGGCCAUCGAGUUCUCGGGCAUCCUCCAUUCCGCCUACCUUGUGCAGUGGAUAGUUGAGAAAAUGGCAGGCCGGCAAGAGCGAAUUUCGAGUAAACGAGGCACUGCCCUAAGACGGUUCAUCUUCGUUGGCCGAAUCAUCAUGUCGGUGUGCAUUUUGGGGCUUGCCUUCGCGGUAACUGGUGCUGCGCUCUUCCAGAGGAAGACUACAAUGUGGCAGGGCGUACCAGAGGUUGUCUCCGUGCUCAUGUUUUUCUUCCUUAUGGCGAUCGUCGGCAUGCUGGAGGGUGCACAGAUUGCUUUCUUCGCAGUUGCCAAGCUUCCGAAGUCAGAUUGGGGGCCCAACCUUACAGUUGUCAAGACGUGUGAGCUAAUUUUCUCUGACGGUGGGCGUAACCUCCCCGCUUUCGUGAUCGGCCGUCAGAUCAUCGUAACGAUGUGCUUCUUGAUCAGCGCUCGCAUCACCACCAUAAAUGUCGACCCCAAAGGCGGCGACGAAACAGUAUUCGGUGUCCCCAAUGCAGUGGAGGUGUUUUUCAAUACUGGGCUGCUUGGUGCCAUCAUUACUACCACUAUUGGAUCUGUAUCAUGGCAGCUGGUGGCCUCCGUGUUCCCCGUGGCGUUUCUGCGCAAUCCGCUGGUGUAUAUUCUCUUACGGAUGUGCUUGUGCCUGGAGUUUACAGGCAUUUGUUCAGGUGCUUGGGUUCUGGCUUCUGUUCACAAGCGUGUUUCCGGUUUCAGGCGUGAUGAGUGCUAUUUGGACCACGCUGAUAAUCAACGAGAAGGUACAACCACAACGUUUGCUAAUGCGGCAGACGUAGAGGUUGAACCCAAUGUUCUGUGGAGCAAAUCCUGGUUCCGGCGUCGCAUCAAGGCUACAAAAGACGUCUCCCUUCUGAGCGACCCUGGGGUUUUCCACGCUGAUUCUGGCAGCCGGCCGUCGUCGUCGCCACAGGCAGUGUCUAGUGGACCAUGCUCAACCACAAUAGGCCGACAGCCAGACCCUUCCCCAGACGCUUGCGCCGGGCCUGCCUGGUCGACAGCCCAGGCGCAGCCUCCGAUGCGACGAGCCGUGUCGGGGGGCCGAGAGCCUCCCGACGGCCUCACCGAUGCCGGCCGCCUCGGCGGGCCCGCUUGCGUGGAGAUCGCGCAGGGCGGGGGUUCGCCAGGUCGUCGGGCCGCUGAGCAGAUCUAGCUCUCUCUCCUGAGCGUCCGUCUGCCCGCGGGUCCGAGUCGGCGGCGCCCGCCCGAGAUGCACACGGGGGCGGGCUCGUCGCAAAAAGGGUUCGUGGGCGGGUGCCCACGAGACCCCGCCCGCAGUGGUCCGCCCAUCCGGUUCCGCCUGCAGAGUUCCCGCCCUGCCAGGUGGUCGCGGGCAUCGGCUGCACUGGCAGCCCAGGGGGGCCUGCCAGUGUCAGAUCCAGCCCGCGCGGAACUGUACAGAGAGGUCGGCGGCGUUUGCAAGCCAGUGCGCGUUGGCGGUGACGCUGGUUGCCCAUCGAGUCUUGCCCAUUCUGUGGCUGUCUCUGGGCCUCAGCGGUUGUGCCAGUCCGUUUCAUUAUCAUGUCUGCUCCCUCCUCCAAGAGAGCCCCUAACAGAGGCAGUGUUUGUUUGCAGACGCUCGCAAUCCGCAGGACCUCUGCGGGUCUAGUACUUCGCAGACCUCCGAACGGCCAGGCCGAGAACUGGGGUCCGUUGAACAUCUAGAGCUCGACGUCUCAGGUCGAGGGCUGCGCACUUGUGCAACAUGUGUCUUUUUUACGCACGUCCAAUGCAUAGAAAUUUCGCGAGCCUCGUGCACGCUUGAAUUUCAACUUAUGGUGCUGCAGUCGCUGUUUCCCUGCACUUGGAGCCUCGGAUGAGGUGCGCCAGAAUUUACGGUGGGCGCAGGCGAGAAAUAGCAUCCCCUGCACAGGCAAGCGGUUUCCUUCGUGUGCGCUGGGGGCCAACGAGGUUAUGCUUCGGAAGCCCCAUACGGUAGGCUUGCGCCUGGUUGGCGCGGCGGCGACUCUAGCGCGGGCAUCCACGAAUGAACGCCGCCAGUGGGCUGGAAUCGGCCAAUGUCGAACGGCAUGCGCUAUCGGAAAGCCAUGUCACAUUUCGAAGCGCAUUCGAUGCAUGUCCCGAGGUCAUACGCACCUUCGAGAUUUACAAGUUCCAGUCCGUAAUUGUUCUUCACAGCAAUGGGGCUGUUGCUUUCUGUUGCGUGUGGUACUUGUCGCUGUUGGUUCAACCAAAUCGCCCUAACAUUUGAUAUCUUGGAAUGUGGACGACACGCAGUAGGCAUAGUGUACCCU